Messenger RNA from Echinops telfairi (small Madagascar hedgehog), 1980 nucleotides. It is a transcript of the gene CBLN2, whose product is annotated as cerebellin 2 precursor. NCBI's taxonomy places the organism in Eukaryota, Metazoa, Chordata, Mammalia, Afrosoricida, Tenrecidae. The transcript has 2 exons. The record is from RefSeq and is a predicted model, not a curated record. Gene Ontology annotation, molecular function: protein binding. The coding region runs from base 1 to 495 and encodes 164 amino acids.
AUGCCUGGGGGUACUGUAACCCAGCUGCUGCCUCCUUGGGGAUCCUGUAAGUGGCAUGACCUAACCUUCUCCAGCCUCCAGGAAUUAGAACCGGGGCCUUUCCCUACCUUCUCUCAAGGAGGUAAGCCAGGGAGGGCAAAGCCAGGCCCUUGCUUUAUCCCUUUUUUCUUCUUGCAGGUCUUAGUGAACAUCGGCAACCAUUUCGAUCUUGCCUCCAGCAUAUUUGUAGCGCCGAGAAAAGGGAUCUAUAGUUUUAGCUUCCACGUGGUCAAGGUGUACAACCGACAGACCAUCCAGGUCAGUUUAAUGCAGAAUGGGUACCCCGUGAUCUCUGCCUUUGCUGGUGACCAGGACGUCACCCGAGAAGCAGCCAGUAAUGGUGUCCUGCUGCUCAUGGAGAGGGAGGACAAAGUGCAUCUGAAACUGGAGCGGGGCAACCUCAUGGGGGGCUGGAAGUACUCCACCUUCUCUGGCUUCUUAGUCUUUCCUCUAUAAGCACAGAGCCCUGGACCGAGGCCUGCAAUCUGGACCCAGGACUCUGCCCUCCCUUCCUGCUACCUUGACCUCUCUGGAAGAAGGCACUGGGUCGCUCCCAUCUCCCGCCAGACUGCCAUGUCAGAAGGAUUUCUCGAGAGCUCUCUAGCAUUUUCUUUGACUACUGACAAUUCCUCCUCUGGAAACCUGGCCUUCUAAUGAGUUUUGGACGACAAGGUCUUAAGGAGAAAUGAAAUGAUGGAUCGCAGCAAUUUGUACCUGUGAUCGUAAAGUAAAUAUCGGAUCUUACUGUUGGAUUGUUCUUCUUUUGUUUGUCCAUUGUAUCGUCCUCUCUGACCUGGGGAGCCCGCAGGCCCCAGGUCGGAUCCCAGAGGGAGCCAUGGAUGCAGCCUCUAAGCAGGACGCCUGCACAGCGCCGCCCGCCAGACAGCCCUUGAAAUGUGUUCUCUGUGCAUCUGUAUAGCCUUAAGAAAAAGUUUGGCUCCAGUUUUAGUCUGUAUUUUCUUUUCCCUCAGGGGAAUGGGAGGACUCGGGUGUGGGCUGGGGACCUUGUGAACCUGUUGAGAAGUGCUUUACCCAGAGACGCGAUUUUGCACGAUCAGACUACUCCUUUUGUUUCGUACUGUUUGUGUUUAGUUUUUGUUUUGUUUUCCUGGGGUUUUUUUGUUUUUUUGUUUUUAUUUCCUCAAAAAGCUUUACUUUCUUCCCCCAGUCAGCGGUUCCCCCGCACCCCUCACCCCAUACUCCCCAUCCGGGGGCAGUUGAGAAGUCUGUUACACCCCUGGAUGAAACACAGCCACGCCAAGCCAAACACCCCUGCAGAUUUUGUUUGGUAUGGGACCAAACAGUACAGGCAGAAAGGCACCUGCCACCAGAGGGAACCCAACCUGUUGACAAGCCUGCAGGCCCCUGGAAAGUGAUUCUCUUGGGUGCUCUUCGGAACUAGCACCCUGAGUUUGUUUGUUUUUUAAUUUACAAUCAGAAGACACAACCUUGGCGUUCCAGGCUGGGCGAGAAGGGUAAAACAAGAGUGGCAGCUGAGAUGACCACGUUUGUGGAGCCCAGCGCUCCCUCGUGGAGUCUGCUCCAGCCUUCUCUGCAGGUGGCUCUCGUUCAGGUGGACCCACUUCAGACUGAGCAGACAGGAGUCUCCUCUGCUCUGUCCAGCAUGGGUUGUGGACACCCCCUGGGCAGACCUGGCCAAAUACUCCGCUGGAAGUCACAGCACUCCAAGCUUCUGGCUAGGGCACCUGGGAGCCGUUUUACAGGCAUCUCUAGUUUUGCCAACAUCAUGCGAGGUCUUUGCUAAGGCACAGGUGAGAGUUGGUGGGAGCAGGGUCUGUAUGCCAAGGAACUGUCGCCAAUCCCAAAGCUGUCAGUUGAGACCUCAAACCGGAUGUUACUUUGUCCUUUGUGUGCCAAUGUAACCAAACUACGCUAAAAAGUCAUCAUUUAAGAUUCAGAAUAAAUGGGUUUGAUGUCUGG